AUAGAUUUUACGGAGAUGAUGCGAGCUUUGGGCUUCCCUCGCUUGAUAUCUGUGGAAAACUUCCGAACGCCCAACUUUACACUCGUUGCGGAAAUCCUAAUAUGGCUUACUAAAUGUUAUGAACCCCAAAUGGAAAUUGCGACCGACAUGAACACUGAGUCAGACCGGAUAUCGCUCAUCAAGACUGUGGCUCAAUUCAUGGCAACUAAAGCUCACAUCAAAAUGAACACCAAGCGCCUUUACCAGGCUGAUGGUUACGCAGUCAAGGAGAUGUUGAAGAUCACUUCGGUAUUGUACAAUGCCAUGAAGACCAAGCAGAUGGCCCAGGAGGACAGAGUGGAGGAGGAAAACACCAAAUUCAAGUUUGAACUGGGCACUCGAAUUUCAGAUCUGAAAGUAGCUCGGCAGCUGGCGUCGGAGGCCACGUCCAAAGGAGCGUCUCUGUAUGAUUUAUUAGGAAAGGAGGUGGACUUGAGGAACUUGAGAACGGCUGCCAUUGCAAGACCUCUGGAGAUCAGCAAGAUAGAAACGGCCUUGAGACAAGCCAACAAGGAGGUCUUGGAAAAUGUGGAGAAGACCAAAGUGAUGAUGAAGAAUGUUGUUUCUGACGUCACCAGUCUGGAUGCCAAGAAAGAAAAGAAACACUGGCAGUUGGAGAUGAAUCAGAGAAGACUCCAGACACUACAAAGUGUCCGGCCAUUAUUCAUGGAUGAAUACGAGAAGAUCGAGGAGAAGUUGGAGGAGCAGUACAAGUUGCAAGUGGAAAACCUUCUAAACGUUUAUUACCUUGAAUGGCAGCAGGAAAAACAGAUCAGACAAGAGAAGAUGUUUGAGGAAGAAAGUAAUCGAAACAGGAUGAUGCAACCACUGAAGGAGAAUUAUGGGGAUUCGAUGAGUUCAAUUAAUGAAGAGGACACUCUUGAGGACAAAGGCCUAGAUGGAGACACUGAUGAGUGUCAAAUUUCUAAUCCAAGACUUCCUCUAAAUGACAUUGUGGCAGGAGCAGCCCUUGGGACCAUGCUAGGUGAUGACAGUGAUGAGUCAGAGGAGAGCGAGAGAGAUGAAGACGAAGAAGAUGACGGCCUGGGAUUGGAUGGCUUUUUGGGGGGUCAAGAAGCGAGGACGUCUUGCAUUUCCAGGGGAGGCACCAAACGCCAUCUGCUGCAUAAGAGUGAUGAUGACUUUUGAAUUCAGAAUCUAAUUGUGGGUACGCUUAAAAUAACUCAAAACAUUAUUUGAUGGAAAAUAUUUUAAACUUAGUUGUCUCCACGUUUUAGACGUUUUAAUAUAACACAUAAGAAAAUAGCGUGAAGAAUCUGCACUGUACUUAUACUCAAUGACGCUCACGCCCAAGAGAAUGUCCUCCCCUGCACUUCCAGUUUCGGUUUUUCUAUUUUCUCAAAUCAUUUCGAAUUUAUGUUAAUUGAUGUAUUGACACAUGACAACCACCAAACAAUGUGAAUAAAUUUGUUACUCCAUA
This is a messenger RNA of Syngnathus typhle (broad-nosed pipefish), 1480 nucleotides long. Its product is annotated as clusterin-associated protein 1 homolog. NCBI's taxonomy places the organism in Eukaryota, Metazoa, Chordata, Actinopteri, Syngnathiformes, Syngnathidae. The transcript is spliced from 11 exons. The coding region runs from base 16 to 1188 and encodes 390 amino acids. Gene Ontology annotation, cellular component: centrosome; intraciliary transport particle B; cilium. Gene Ontology annotation, biological process: cilium assembly. The record is from RefSeq and is a predicted model, not a curated record.